CCAGUCAUGUGACGACGCGUGACGCGCCAGCUAGGGGCUGUUGCAGAGUCGCCAGUCCGAUACAGCGAAUUGUCGGCAGCAGGCGGCUACCGGAUAACCGGAGACCGAAGAAAUAACGGGAAUUUCCAUGAAACUGUGAAACAAAGGUAUACUCCAGUUUCCUCCGAUCCUAAAGACAUUCAAGAAUUCAAAGGUCUGUCGUAUGUACAGCAUACGGACUGGUGAUCAUCCUACAGAACCAUGUCCCAGAACAAGAGUGGUUACCCCAUUGCAGGGGAGGACAAUCCCCUUCAUAACUCUGUCUUUGGCCAGCCCAACCCUGCUGGAUUUGCAAUGCCCCCUCCCAACUACUCACAGAACCCAGGAGGGCCCCCGUUCCCCCAGCCUGGUGCUUUUGGGCAGCCCAACUUUGCCCAGGGAAUGCCUGGAUUUGGACAAGCGCCCUAUCCGCAAAUGCCCUACCCUCAGGCCCCUCAGGGUCCAUACCCUCAAGGACCUUACCCUCAGGGUCCUUACCCUCAGGCAGGAUUUCCUCAGACAGGGUAUCCUUAUCAGCAGGGUCCUCCUCAACCUGGUUACGGAGUGGACCCCAAUGAUCCCCUGAAUAGUCCAGGUUACCAUGGUGAUGUUCCACCAUCUUACUAUGACAACGAGGACUUCACUGACUCUAAAUGGGAGGAUAAGUCCAUCCGGCAGGCUUUCAUCCGCAAGGUCUUCUUGGUGCUGACUGUUCAGCUGAUUGUGACCUUCUCCUUCGUGGCAGUUUUCACUUUUGUGGACGAUGUCAAGAUGUUCGUGCGCGCAAACAGCUGGACCUACUAUGUGUCCUACGGCGUCUUCUUUGUGUCCCUCAUUGUGCUCAGCUGCUGUGGGGAGUUCCGCCGCAAGCACCCCUGGAACUUGGUUGCUUUGGUAUGGUCCGAAACGUCUGUAUUCGCUUCUGUUACUGAUGGGUGGGAUUCUGGCGUGUAUUUCUCUGAUAUUCGAGGCUGUGAGUGUGUACGGCUGACUGCCGUCUGUGUCCCCCACCCACAGUCCAUCCUCACGUUGAGCCUGUCCUACAUGGUGGGCAUGAUCGCCAGCUUCUACAACACGGACUCCGUCAUCAUGGCCGUGGGCAUCACCGUGGUCGUGUGCUUCACUGUGGUGCUGUUUUCGCUGCAGACCAAGUAUGACUUCACUUCCUGCCGGGGCGUGCUCUUCGUGUGCCUCAUCGUCCUCAUGAUCUUCUCCAUCCUCUGCAUCUUCAUCCGCCACAAGAUCCUGCACAUUGUCUACGCCUCGCUGGGGGCCCUGCUCUUCACCUGCUUCUUGGCUGUGGAUACCCAGCUUCUCCUGGGCAACAAGAAGCUGGCUCUGAGUCCGGAGGAGUACAUCUUCGCUGCCCUUAGCCUCUACACUGACAUCAUCAACAUCUUCCUGUAUAUCCUGGCCAUAAUGGGUCGCACCCGUGAGUGACGCACCCCUAUCCCCCCUACACAUCCUUCCUGGCGGAGCAAAGAGGAGGCCCAAGCAACUGAAUGUCAACGUCUUUCAUAGUCUGCUUCUUUGGCAUCCUUUUGACCCCACUCCCCACUUAACUUUGAACCCUCAUUUGGGCUACAGGCAUAUUGGCACUAAAUUCUGAUGUCCGAAUAACAGCUCGCUAUCAUGCACGUUCCUUGUCAGGGUGAUUUGAAUGGGUCAGUCUGUGUUUUUUUUUUCCCUCUUAAAAGCCUAGUUUUGAGAUUGGCACAGCUAGACCUUUUGAUUCUCAGUUUAUAUGAAGCCCUAAGCCGGCCAGUAUUUAUCAUAGGAAAGAAUAGAAAGUGGGGCCCCUGUAUCGACUUGGUCUCUGCUUCCUGGAAUGGUCCUUUUUCUGUAGGUGUCCUGGGUCUCCUCUGCGCCACCACACACUUAAAAAUGCUGUUCAUGACAAUUUGACACAGCUGAAAUGGCUAGGAGGACAGCCCUGACCAGAUAGACACUUUGCCCUCCUCCAGUGGUCACCUCUGCUUUAAACUGUAGCUGUAAAUGCACAGGCGUAUGCAAUGCUCUGUCCCUCAUGCCCUGCGGAUAAGUUUAACCGAAUAAUGCACUGGGUCGAGCCAAAUUGUGGGAAGACACACAAACAUGCAACUUCACUGCGUUUAUCUAUCUUUAAAGAGGAAAAGGGGACGUUUUCUUUUCUUUGCAAAAAGGAACAUUAAAAAUCCUGUAUGUAUACAUUGAAACGUUUUUUUGUUUAGUUUUACAAUAAGUCGUCUAGUGUGAAAUGUGAAAAUUACUUGGUUUGUUUUAGUACAGUUUGUGAGGUGAUUUAUAUCACUUGCCUAUGUGUAAACAAUGGAACAGUACCUGCUUAACUAAUCGUACCGCCCCUUCUGUUUAUUGAUCAUACCAUAAACUUCGGAGCUACUUUGGAUUAAAACCAGUAGUACCUUCAGAAGGGGCUUGUCACAUUUCUGGCAUUCUGAAGCAUGCUGUGUGUUGCUGGGAUUAGUGCCGGUCUGAAUGCUCUCAACACUGACCUGUAACCCUUCUAAAUGCAGAUGGAUAUGAAGUGUUUAUUUCUCCUCCCCCACCAUUUCCACCUGCAUGCAUGCUCUCUAACGCCCCCCAGGUUCGGCAUGUGCACGCAGCACAGUCUUACUGCUAGAGCAUUCAGUGAACAAACCAACUUACAGAAUAAUGCAUUGUGUAGCAGUCCCUGUGUUUAUUUCAAUACCUCCGAUUUUAUUUUUUUUUAACUGUAUUUAACCAUCUAUAAAUAACUUUAAUGUUAUGACGUGUAUAGAAUAUUUACCUUUGUAGUUCUGUUUGCACUGUAAAUUUGCAUUACUCAGAUGGAAUUGUAUUACUCUACUGCUGUUCGCUUUUCAUUAAAACUUAAAAAUAAAACUGUUAAUGUUGA
Messenger RNA from Brienomyrus brachyistius, 2893 nucleotides. It is a transcript of the gene grinaa, whose product is annotated as glutamate receptor, ionotropic, N-methyl D-aspartate-associated protein 1a (glutamate binding). Bases 241 to 1458 code for a protein of 405 amino acids. Gene Ontology annotation, biological process: negative regulation of apoptotic signaling pathway. Gene Ontology annotation, cellular component: membrane; endoplasmic reticulum; Golgi apparatus. The record is from RefSeq and is a predicted model, not a curated record. The transcript is spliced from 7 exons. NCBI's taxonomy places the organism in Eukaryota, Metazoa, Chordata, Actinopteri, Osteoglossiformes, Mormyridae.